AAGGUCGACUGUCAUUGUCGUCUAACUCUUAAGCCAACCGCACCGACCAGUGGUUGGAGAAUGCAGAUCGUCUGUCGCGAACAAAGACAUCGUGAUAACCCGGCUGAAUAGGCGACUAGCAUCGCCCCCUAAACGGUCAGAUCCUAUUGCUCGGACAAAGCUAUUUAAAGAUCCAUGACUGCCUAGUAUAGCCGCGCAUGGUCCUGCCUUUACUAUCAAUAAUAACCCUCCUGCAUUCUGAUUUUACUCAAGGCUGUUCCAAAUGAUCGGACUUCCAUGGGCGACGGUCUACAUCGCGAUUGCAGGAUAUGCAAUCGCCAAAUCUACCGUCGGCAACUUCCUCCUUUUAUCCAUCUUGGCAUCUUUGCUCAAAGUAUUCUAUAAUACGGUGUUGUAUCCUGAAUUUUUCACCCCUAUUAAGAAAAUCCCAUCGCCUGCAGGUCGAUCGUGGCUCACCGGAAACUCCAACACGGUGUUUCUGGAGGCUCCUUACGAGGAUAUGCAUAAAUGGCUCGAGAGCGUGCCAAAUGACGGAAUGAUCCGCUAUUAUGUCUCAAUCAAUCUAGAACGCAUCCUCCCGGUAGGCCCUAAAGCCUUAAGUGAGAUCCUCGUCGCCAAGGCGUACGAGUUCCCGAAACCCGACUUCAUAAGGGCGAGCCUCAAACGCCUAGCCGGGGAACAUGGCUUGCUCCUCGUGGAAGGAGACGACCAUAAGAAGCACAAAAAGAAUCUCCUUCCUGCGUUCGCGUAUCGUCAUGUCAAAGAGCUGUACCCAGUAUUUUGGUCAAAAAGUAUCGAGAUGGUGAACAUAAUGGACCAAGACCUGCAGAAAAAGGCGGAUCCCACGGAUAACGUCCUCCGCAUGGGCUCCUACGCCAGCAGGGCGGCGCUCGACAUCAUCGGCGUUGCAGGCAUGGACCAUGACUUCCAGUCGCUUCGUGAUCCUGAUAACACCCUCGCGAGAACGUACCAAAACCUGAUGAGUGAAAUGCCAUUGUACAUGAAGAUUGCCUUUCUUUUGGCACUGCUCAUGGGCAAACCUGCCUUUGUUCAUGAACUGCCGUUUGAGAGGAACAGGAGUGUCCAAAAAAGCUCUGACACCAUUCGCGCGGUGGCGCGGCAGAUGAUUCGACAGAAGAGAGCGAAAUGGGAAAGCGGAACCUCCACCUCGGAGGAGGACAUAGACAUUGUCUCGGUUGCCCUGCGGAGCGGGAAAUUCACCGAGGAGGAGCUGGUAGACCAGAUGAUGACCUUCCUGGGAGCAGGACAUGAAACAACGUCAACUGCCUUGCAGUGGUGCGUGUACGCCCUGUGCAAGAAUCCCGAGGUCCAGGCCCGACUGCGUGAAGAGAUUCAUGCGAAUCUCCCGUCCAUCUCCUCAGAGAACCCCGAGCCACCCGCUGCGGCCGAUAUUGAUAACCUCCCAUACCUCAACGCCGUUUGUAAUGAAGUCCUUCGCUUUCACCCCUCCGUGCCUGCCACUAUCCGCAUUGCUAGCCGAGACACGACCAUCAUUGGAGAACCCAUCCCAAAGGGCACUUUAUUUCUAAUUGCCCCAGAGGUCAUCAAUAAAAGCAAAGAGAUGUGGGGUCCAGAUGCCGACAAAUUCAACCCAGAACGUUGGUUAGCCCCUGGCCGAUCCAACAACGGCGGUGCCAAUUGCAAUUAUGCCAACCUGACAUUCCUCCACGGGCCACGAAGCUGCAUUGGCCAGGGUUUCGCCAAAGCAGAGCUGGCCUGCAUGGUAGCGGUCACUGUGGGUAAGUAUCGGAUGGAAUUGCAGAACCCCAACAAGAAACUCGAAGUGCGACAGCAAGCAACCGUCUGCCCCAAAGAUGGUGUGCUUGCUAAGUUUACUCGCGUCGAGGGGUGGUGAAGAAGCGAUCCUUCUUUGACUUGUUUCGUGUACAUUAAUAGUUAGCCGAUCGAUUAUUUGGUCGGGGUUUUAAGCCAUAUCACCUCACUAUGAGGGUUGUCCGUUCAUAUU
Messenger RNA from Aspergillus alliaceus, 1987 nucleotides. RefSeq names its product cytochrome P450. The record is from RefSeq and is a predicted model, not a curated record. Lineage: Eukaryota; Fungi; Ascomycota; Eurotiomycetes; Eurotiales; Aspergillaceae. The transcript is spliced from 3 exons. The coding region runs from base 263 to 1876 and encodes 537 amino acids. Gene Ontology annotation, molecular function: oxidoreductase activity, acting on paired donors, with incorporation or reduction of molecular oxygen; monooxygenase activity; iron ion binding.